Messenger RNA from Paramuricea clavata, 967 nucleotides. The record is from the annotation of a GenBank genome assembly. NCBI's taxonomy places the organism in Eukaryota, Metazoa, Cnidaria, Anthozoa, Malacalcyonacea, Plexauridae.
UCCAAGAGACUUUUGACGCCUUAAACCAACUUAAUUCAAGGAAAUCACCAGGACUGGACGGCAUAAGUGUAAAACUAUUAAAAGAUACAAGCGAUGUUACCGCGCAACCAUUACCCAACAUCUUUAAUCUAUCUCUUCAGACUGCAAUUUUUCCGGACGAGUGGAAAAUCGCCAAGGUAUCACCAGUCUUUAAAGAAGGGAAUAAAACUGAUUGCGGAAAUUAUAGACCAAUCUCUGUAAUUUCUGUGGUUGCUAAGCUGUUUGAAGGGCUAGUGUACAAUCAAUUGAGAACGUUUAUUGCUGACAAUAGGAUUCUUGUAGAGCAACAGUCCGGUUUUCGUUCACAGCACUCUACUGAGACGGCACUCUUAGGUUCGACAAAUGAGUGGUUAUAUAACAUGGACAGUGGCUUAAUCAAUGGAGUCCUGUUCUUGGACUUGAAAAAAGCUUUUGACACUGUCGACCAUGAAAUCUUAUUAAAGAAACUUCACCUAUACGGCAUAAAAGGAACUACUUACGCAUGGUUUGAAUCUUACAUCCAAAAUAGGAAAUCGAUUUGUUUAAUGAAAGGGAAAAAAUCACAUGCUAGAGAAAUUAGGUGUGGGGUACCACAAGGUUCUAACCUUGGCCCCAUCCUAUUCCUCUUGUAUAUUAACGAUCUACCUAAGUGCCUAGAAACAACCAAGGCUAACUUGUUUGCUGAUGACACAAAUCUUUCGUGUGCCGGCUUAGAUGCCAAUGAAAUCGAGACUAAACUUAAAAGAGAUCUUGAGAAUGUUCAUAGUUGGCUUAGAUGUAACAAGCUCACGCUAAACGAUAGCAAAACGGAAUUUAUGAUAAUUGGCUCUAGACAUCAUCUUACUAAAUUUGAAGACAACCCAGAGAUUUCAUUAGCCAUACGAGAUAAUAAUACUAAACGGGUCACCAACAAAAAAUCUCUUGGUUUUAUCAUCGACGAUCAAUUAAA